AUGCUGCGUAAAGAAGUCCACUACAAUAUCAACACAAACACCCGCUACUGGAGCAACGGCAUCUUUGCCAACUGCAACGGGGGUAACUGGCACUGGAGCUGCAACACCAUCAGGAGGCUCCACAGCAUCAGGAGCGACAACGCCAUCAGGAGCAACCACAGCAUCGGGAGCGACAACAGCUUCAGGAGCAACGACAGUGUCGGGAGCGACAACAGCAUCGGGAGUAACGACAGCAUCAGGAGCAACGACAGCGUCGGGAGCCACAACAGCAUCAGGAGCAACAACAGCAUCAGGAGCAACGACAGCAUCAGGAGCAACGACAGCAUCAGGAGCAACAACAGCAUCAGGAGCAACGACAGCGUCGGGAGCCACAACAGCAUCAGGAGCCACAACAGCAUCGGGAGCCACAACAGCAUCAGGAGCAACGACAGCAUCAGGAGCAACGACAGCGUCGGGAGCCACAACAGCAUCAGGAGCCACAACAGCAUCAGGAGCAACGACAGCAUCAGGAGCCACAACAGCGUCGGGAGCCACAACAGCAUCAGGAGCAACGACAGCGUCGGGAGCCACAACAGCAUCAGGAGCCACAACAGCAUCAGGAGCAACGACAGCAUCAGGAGCCACAACAGCGUCGGGAGCCACAACAGCAUCAGGAGCAACGACAGCAUCAGGAGCCACAACAGCAUCAGGAGCUACAACAGCAUCAGGAGCAACGACAGCAUCAGGAGCCACAACAGCAUCAGGAGCCACAACAGCAUCAGGAGCAACGACAGCGUCGGGAGCAACAACAGUAUCAGGAGCAACGACAGCGUCGGGAGGCACCACAGCAUCAGGAGCCACAACAGCAUCAGGAGCCACAACAGCAUCGGGAGCUACAACAGCAUCAGGAGCCACAACAGCAUCAGGAGCAACGACAGCGUCGGGAGCCACAACAGCAUCAGGAGCCACAACAGCAUCGGGAGCUACAACAGCAUCAGGAGCAACGACAGCGUCGGGAGGCACCACAGCAUCAGGAGCCACAACAGCAUCAGGAGCCACAACAGCAUCGGGAGCUACAACAGCAUCAGGAGCAACGACAGCGUCGGGAGCCACAACAGCAUCAGGAGCCACAACAGCAUCAGGAGCCACAACAGCAUCAGGAGCAACGACAGCGUCAGGAGCCACAACAGCAUCAGGAGCCACAACAGCAUCAGGAGCCACAACAGCAUCAGGAGCAACGACAGCGUCGGGAGCCACAACAGCAUCAGGAGCCACAACAGCAUCAGGAGCAACAACAGCGUCAGGAGCCACAACAGCAUCAGGAGCCACAACAGCAUCAGGAGCAACGACAGCGUCGGGAGCCACAACAGUAUCAGGAGCCACAACAGCAUCAGGAGCUACAACAGCAUCAGGAGCCACAACAGCAUCAGGAGCCACAACAGCAUCAGGAGCCACAACAGCAUCAGGAGCCACAACAGCAUCUGGAGCUACAACAGCAUCUGGAGCAACGACAGCAUCAGGAGCAACAACUACAACAGGAACAGCCAGCACAACAUCAAGUACAAGCACAACAUCAUCUACAAGCACAACAGGAACAACAAGCACAACAUCAAGUACAAGCACAUCACCAAGUACAACCACAUCAUCAAGUACAAGCUCGACAUCAAUACCAUACAUCGUCAAUACGUCGUCAAGUACAUCGUCAAGUACAUCAUCAAGUACGUCGUCAAGUACAUCAUCGAGUACAUCAUCAAGUACAUCAUCGAGUACAUCAUCGAGUACGUCGUCAAGUACAUCGUCAAGUACGUCGUCAAGUACGUCGUCAAGUACAUCAUCGAGUACGUCGUCAAGUACAUCGUCAAGUACGUCGUCAAGUACAUCGUCAAGUACGUCGUCAAGUACAUCGUCAAGUACAUCAUCGAGUACGUCGUCAAGUACAUCAUCGAGUACAUCGUCAAGUACAUCGUCAAGUACGUCGUCAAGUACAUCAUCGAGUACAUCAUCAAGUACGUCGUCAAGUACAUCAUCAAGUACAUCAUCAAGUACAUCAUCAAGUACAAGCUCUACAUCAAGUACAAGCGGACCCUAAUAACAAAUAAGAUGGGUGUUUUGACCCCUGAGGGUCAUGGGAACCCCAAUUAUGGAGUUCUACCCAAGAGGUAG
This is a messenger RNA of Portunus trituberculatus (swimming crab), 2142 nucleotides long. RefSeq names its product GATA zinc finger domain-containing protein 14-like. The coding region runs from base 1 to 2142 and encodes 713 amino acids. The record is from RefSeq and is a predicted model, not a curated record. The transcript has 6 exons. NCBI's taxonomy places the organism in Eukaryota, Metazoa, Arthropoda, Malacostraca, Decapoda, Portunidae.